UUGUAUUGAUUGUUGAAAACAACCUGUGGAAUGUGGCGGUUUUUUGCACUAAAUCGCUCUUAUUGAGCGCAUUAUCGCGCGCGCUGUAAUUUCGGCGUGUGAUCGUUGCCCACUCACAUACAAUGCGCCGUACAUAAUAUUCCUAAUGCUUUAUUUCUUUAUUGCCGCAUAUAUAAUACAGUAAAACCCCACAAAGACAACGUCUCUCGGCGAUAUCGACGAGACCCCCUCAAGUUACGUCUGUGUUGGGCUUCGGUCUCCUUCUCCAACUCCCAUUCAGCACUUUAAUCAGAAACGCAUUCACAGUCUGGACACCGUCGUGAGUGGAUCAACAUCUUUCUUCAUCGGCUCUGUUGUUGGCUAAGAAGAGAUCCCAGUGCUAUUUGAAGUCACAUUGACCAUUCAAUUUUGCAUGUUAAUUCAUUCAAGUGCUUUCGUGUUAAAUUGACCUGAGAGGAAAACCGCGCGCGCACUUCUGCAUGGACUCUCCAUGAUAAAGAGUGAAUUUGAAGAAAAUUGCUCAACACACACGCCAAGAGGUGCAAUCUCGGUGGACAAUAAAGCAAAGAGAGCGCGAGAGAGAGAGGCAAACUUGAAAAAUUAGGUUCCUGAGGAGGUGGACAGCAUGACGGGCAUGACUGUGACUGAGCCUGCGGGGCAGAACUACAGGAAGCUGCCGCAAUAUGUGGCCGCGCUGUCGGCGGCCGGGGGCGCCCUGGCGGCUGGUACGGUGCUGGGCUGGACGUCGCCCACGCAGCUCGCUCUGGUGGACAACCAGGAGUAUGGCUUCGAGAUCUCGCGCGAGGCCUUCUCCUGGAUCAGCUCGGCGAUGACUCUGGGCGCGGCCGCCGUGUGCAUCCCUAUCGGGCUGCUGAUCAACCUGAUCGGCAGGAAGCCCACGAUGCUGAUGCUGGUGCUGCCCUUCACCAUCGGCUGGACGCUCAUCAUCUGGGCCACGAGUGUGCCUAUGAUGCUGAUCGGGCGAGUGCUUGUGGGCAUAUCCGGGGGCGCCUUCUGCGUCACGGCGCCAAUGUACACGGGCGAGAUCGCCUCCAAGGAGAUCCGCGGCAUUCUGGGCAGCUUUUUCCAGCUAAUGGUCACCAUUGGCAUCCUGUUCGUGUACGCUGUGGGGCAUGGCGUGAAUGUCUUUACGCUGAGCAUCAUCUGCGCCGUCAUUCCCAUCGUCUUCGGCCUGAUCUUCUUCUUCAUGCCCGAGUCGCCGCUGUAUCUCGUGACCAAGGAUCGCACGUCCCGCGCCACUGACGCCAUCAAGUGGCUGCGCGGCGACAAGUAUGACCACAGCGCCGAGCUGGCGGAUCUGCAGCAACAGAUCGACGAGAUCCGCUCGCAUCCCGUCUCGCUGGCCGCGGCCAUGCGUCGCCGCGCCACCGUGAGAGCUCUCGUCAUCUCGAUGGGGCUCAUGUUCUUCCAGCAGACGUGCGGCAUCAAUGCGGUUAUUUUCUACACCACGGACAUCUUCGAGGCCGCCAACACGGGCAUCGAGGCCGGCAUCGCGACAAUCAUCGUGGGUGUGAUGCAAGUUGUGGCGACAUUCGUCUCGUCAAUCGUUGUGGAUCGUCUCGGACGGCGGAUUCUGCUGAUCUCCUCCAUCUCCGUCAUGUCCAUCUGCACAAUUCUGCUCGGUGUGUACUUCUACCUCAAGGAUCAGGACGCUGAGCGCGUGGCGAAUCUCGGCUGGCUGCCGAUUGUGUCGCUCUGUGUCUUCAUCAUCAUGUUCUCCUUCGGAUUCGGCCCAGUGCCGUGGCUCAUGAUGGGCGAGCUGUUCGCGUCGGACGUGAAGGGAUUCGCUGGACCAAUUGCGGGCACCACCAAUUGGAUUCUGGCAUUCAUCAUCACGAAAACCUUCCCGAAUUUCGUCGACGCAAUGGGAUCUGGUGGUACUUUCUGGCUCUUCUCCGGAUUCUCCAUUGUCGGUCUGGUGUUUGUCUUCUUUAUGGUGCCGGAGACCAAAGGGAAAUCCCUGUCAGAGAUUCAGGACAUCCUCAACAGGACUGGUCAGGUGAAUCACGCCACAUCGGCAACAACUGUGAGCAAUUUGAGUGAGUCUGAGGUGAAGAACUGAUCUUUUCAGUCUUCCACCUCAAUCAUUCGUGCAAUACAAGACGACGAAUGACCAAAAUAAGUCCAGUAAUAGACUUAAAAAGAAACACGUAUGAGAUCACUUAUUUGCCAGUAGGAGAAAGGAAAAUAUUGUGUAAGACAUACCAAAGAAAGACUCCCAUUGAAUGGGCGAAACAUGCCACUUGAGCAUGAUUCGAGUGAUUAACUGUGUAAGAAAUGAUGAAAGAUACAUUUAUGAUCAUUGUUAGGCAAAAAUAUGUUACAUUAUUAAUGGUAAACACAAAUGAUAUUUUUGUGAGCUUUAGAUUUUAACUGGGUUGGGCUUUAAUGUGAGGGAAAUUCCCAGAUAUUAUUAUCCAGUUGCUAGAAAUGUGUUGAAUUUAGACUCGAUUUCUAUAAAAUAUUGCAUAUCCUUUGUAUAACAUUUAUCGCAGUCUUUGAAGGAAUAUUUACAUGAUGAAUAAAAUUAGUGCCAAAUCCAAUUGAAAUAGCUUCACUAAUUUUGAUUACAACAGCACGUCAAGUAGCUUCUACAGACCGGAAAGUUCAAUUACAGACUGAGCAAUUUAUUUUGUGAAAAAUAAACAGAGUAUAUCAUUCCACGUGUCUCAAUUAUCAAACUAUAAAUUUAUUGUUAAUUUAUGAAUAGUUUCAUUUGUCAUUUGAUGAUGCAGUUAUUUGCUGUUUUCCUUCUUUUGAGCUGUUUCGCACUUUUCUACACAUCUCAAAGACACCCAGAACAGAUCAUUGUGUGUUUGAGGCAGAAAAACAUGUCUUGUUGACUGAAC
Molecule: messenger RNA, 2870 nt
Organism: Phlebotomus argentipes
Lineage: Eukaryota; Metazoa; Arthropoda; Insecta; Diptera; Psychodidae
Gene: nebu
Product: facilitated trehalose transporter Tret1
Exons: 4
Coding region: 626-2083 (485 amino acids)
Biological process (GO): carbohydrate transport; transmembrane transport
Cellular component (GO): membrane
Molecular function (GO): sugar transmembrane transporter activity
Source: RefSeq, a predicted model, not a curated record